Xenopus tropicalis (tropical clawed frog) is the source of this 2447-nucleotide messenger RNA. Its product is annotated as gastrula zinc finger protein XlCGF53.1-like. Bases 1 to 2232 code for a protein of 743 amino acids. Gene Ontology annotation, molecular function: sequence-specific DNA binding. Gene Ontology annotation, cellular component: nucleus. The transcript has 5 exons. NCBI's taxonomy places the organism in Eukaryota, Metazoa, Chordata, Amphibia, Anura, Pipidae. The record is from RefSeq and is a predicted model, not a curated record.
AUGGGAAUGUGGGAGGAAGCGAGUGACCCAGUGAUGGGGAAGAAGGAUAAAAAUGAGGAGCGGAAGGAGAGAAUCCUGAAUCUCACACUGGAGAUUAUCUAUCUGCUGACUGGAGAGGGCUACGUCAUCCCUAAGAAGAAGAGCCCAACUGUGGGUUUGGGGGCCCUGCAUGCCCCUGGCUCCGUCAUACAGAAGGAAAAUGACAAGAAGAUCCUGGAACUCAUCUCCAACAUCAUCCAGCUGCUGACUGGAGAGGUUGCCAUAAGGUGUGAGGAUGUUUCCAUCUAUUUUUCCUUGGAGGAGUGGGAGUAUAUAAAAGGAAACAAGGCCCUUUACAGGGAAGGAAUAAAGGAGGAGGAGGAGGAGCCCCAGCAGCUCCGCCCACUGGACGGUGAAUAUGAAGAUAAGAGAGAGAUUCCAGCUGAUCUGGGAGGAACAUUAUGUUAUAAUAAUGAGCCAAGCAAGAUUGGGGCUGAAGGAGCAGAUUUUUGUGCCGACGGAAAUCUCACAAACCCUGAAAUUUCUCCAGCGGAACAGCCCCCACCGGCCAAUGGGAUUAAAGAGGAGGCGGCUUCAUGGGAAGGGGGAAACCAAUCAGAUUGCAGCAUUAAUCCCCUUACAGAACAGAUACAGGGAACAGACACACCUACUCCUAUCAUGGGGUGCAGCCUGAAUAACAGCUCGGCAGAAGAGGAUAUAAAAGAGGAGGCGGCUUCAUGUGAAGAAGGAAACCUUAUUGUUUCAAAAUCAAUACAGGAAACCAAUAUAUCAGCUCCUAUCAUGGGGCGUGGCCUAAAUACCAGCUUGUCAGACAGAAAUGUAUCAGAUGGGAUUAAAGAGGAGGCAGCUUCAUGGAAAGGGGGAAACCAAUCAGAUUGCAGCAUUAAUCCCCUUACAGAACAGAUACAGGGAACAGACACACCUACUCCCAGCACAGAGACGUAUAACUGUUCUGAGUGCCAUAAACACUUUAGCACUAAGGCCGGUUUUCUCGAGCAUCAGAAAACUCACACAGGGGUAAAAUCAUUUGUCUGUUCUGUGUGUGAGAAACAUUUUGCUUGUCACUCAGAUCUUAUUGUACAUCACAGAACCCACACAGGGGAGAAACCGUUUGUUUGUUCUGAAUGUGGGAAAUGUUUUGCUCGUCGCUGGCUCCUCACUCAUCACUUAAGAAGUCACACAGGGUACAAACCGUAUUCCUGCGCUGUGUGUGGGGAUAAGUUUUCACAACAAUCAACCUUUAACAGACACUUCCGAAUACACACAGGGGAGAAACCAUUUUCUUGUUCUGAGUGUGGGAAAUGCUUUUGUAGCUCAUCAGAACUCACUGUCCAUCAGAAAACUCACACAGGGGAGAAACCAUUCUCUUGUACUGAAUGUGGGAAAUGUUUUGCGCGACGCUCGAACCUCACUGAUCACUUAAGAGGUCACACAGGGGAGAGGCCGUAUUGUUGCGCUGUGUGUGGGGAGAAGUUUUCAUACCAAUCAGCGUUUAACAGACACUCCCGAAUACACACAGGGGAGAAACCAUUUCCCUGCUCUCAGUGUGAGAAACAAUUUACACAUGACACAGCUCUUAUUGCGCAUCAGAAGAAACACGGAGUGAAAAAGCCGUUCUCUUGUUCUGAAUGUGGGAAAUGUUACUCUCAGCCCUCGAAACUCGCCGAGCAUCAAAGAACUCACACAGGGGAGAAACCAUUCUCCUGUUCUGAAUGUGGGGAAAGGUUUACAUAUCGCUCACAAUUUAAUACGCACAAGAAACUCCACACAGAAGGGAAAACAUUCACCUGCUCUCACUGUGGGAAACAUUUUACGUCUCACUCAGAUCUCACUGUACAUCGGAAAAGUCACAAAGUGAAGAGACUGCUCCAUUGUAGCGAAUGCGGGAAAUGUUUUAAAUAUCAGUCGCAACUUACUGUACAUCAGAGAACUCACACAGGGGAGAAACCAUUUUCCUGUUCUGAAUGCGGCAAGUGUUUCCCCUGGCCCUCGGACCUUAAAGUCCAUCUCAAAGGCCACACAGGGAAGAAACCCUACCCUUGCACUGAGUGUGGGAAAUGUUUCAGCCGCAUUUCGAACCUCAACCAACAUCUCAGAAUUCACACAGGGGAGAAACCAUUCACUUGCACUGAAUGUGGGAAAUGUUUUGCACGACGUUCCCUGCUCACUGCCCAUUCCCAGUUACACACAGGGGGGAAACCAGUAACUGUAUCUACCGUAAACAGCGUGUAAAGGGGAACGGGCCAUACAUGGGCAGAUUUAAGCUGCAGAUUCAGGUCCUUCAGACCCUGUGUAUGGACCCGCCGACCAAUAUUUGGCCAAAAAUCAGCCACAUGUCGAUGGGUGGGCUUGCUUUGUCUGUCAGACUGACGACUGCAUUGGCUCAUUAAAGGAGACAUAUCCUAUAAAAGUUAUGAAUGUACCAGGGAAUUAUACUCCUCUAGAUA